CCGCCUCCGCGCUUCCCCGCGGCCUCUCCGCGCUUCCCCGCGCCGCCGGGCCGGGCCGGGCCGGGCCGGGCCGGGGUGCGGCGGGGAGCGGGGCCGGUGCGAGCCAUGGCGCUGCCGGUGCUGUCGAGCUCGGGGGUGAAGUUCCGCCGGGUUCUGGCGCACUUCCCUCAGGAGCUCAGCCUGGCCUUCGCUUACGGCUCCGGCGUCUUCCGGCAGGCGGGGGCCUCGGCUGAGCACGGCGAGGACAAUAUGCUGGACUUCGUGUUUGCUGUUGAUGAUUCUGUGACCUGGCAUAUGAUGAACUUGUUAAAGAACAGGAGUCAUUAUUCUUUCCUAAAAGUUUUUGGGCCAAAACAGAUAAGUAGUAUGCAGAGCUAUGGAGCGGGGGUUUACUACAAUACUUUAGUGCCAUGUAAUGGUAGGAUGAUAAAAUAUGGUGUGAUUAGCACUGAUACCCUGAUUGAUGAUUUAUUUCACUGGAAAACCCUCUAUGUUGCUGGACGCCUACAAAAACCGGUGAAAAUACUGACACAGAAUGAGAAUGGCAAGCUGCAAGCUGCUCUUGUUAGCAAUCUGAAGAGUGCAGUCACAGCAGCCUUCCUCAUGCUACCAGAAAGUUUCUCUGAAGAAGACCUCUAUGUCCAGAUUGCAGGACUCUCCUAUUCUGGUGAUUUCAGAAUGGUAAUAGGAGAAGACAGAUGGAAAGUGCAGAACAUAGUGAAACCUAAUGUUCCCCAUUUUCAGAAGCUGUACAGUAACAUAUUACAGGACUGCCCUCAAGUGGUAUAUAAGCACCAUCUGGGAAGACUAGAGAUUGAUAAAAGUCCAGAAGGUCAAUUUACACAACUAAUGACUUUGCCAAGGACUCUGCAACAAAAGAUAACUUCUCUGGUAGACCCUCCUGGAAAAAACAGAGAUGUGGAAGAAGUUUUAAUGCAAGUUGCCCAUGACCCUGACUGUGGAUUUGUGGUGCAUCAAGGCAUUUCGGCAAUUGUGAGAUCUUCCAGUAUAGUGCAGAGCGCUAAAACCAUACUAACAGCUGGGGCAAAGAAAUCUGUAACUUACAGUAUGAAGAAAUUAUAUAAAAUGACAAAGGGAUGGUUAAGGAAGACAUCUUGAGUCUUGACAUACUGUGUAUGGGUAAAUAAAUGAUGUGUGACAUUCUGAAUCCAAAAACUUCGACAAUGACCUUGUGUGGGAAAGAGUGUUUGAAAUGAGAAGUCUGUCAGGUAUCAGAUCCUUUCAUAAAAAUUGUAUUUUCUUUCAUGAGACUGAGAUGAUAACUGCCCAACUUAUGGCUAUGCAUUUCAGAAGUGUCAUAGUUGGAAGGAAAAUCAUACUUUCAUUGACCUUCAAGACCUACUUGUGCAGAUUUACAAAAUGUGUGUUGUUUGGCAGAAGAUUCUAAGUGCUUUAAAGUUGGGAAUUUUAUGAACAAAAAUACCUGCUGUUUGGUUCUUUGAUUAUUAUUUUUUUUCCUGAAAGUACUGUCCACAAAGGUAAAACUUGAUCUCCCUUGCUUUAAUUAAAUUAGCUUAACUAAAUAAAAUUGGUCUUUUAUAUAACGUGUUACAUUAAUCAUGCCAUUAAAGAAUGGACGUUUCUGGCGGUAUUCAUGUGUGAUGCAAUAAAUUUGGAGCAUCUGUUGUAAAUAGAAUAUUUUUUGCACUGAGUCAGGUGGGUUUGCUAAUUUGGGGUGCUUUUCUUCAUAGAAAAAAAAUGAGGAAACACUUCAUUUUAUUUGUGAGAGUGCCUGAUAAAAAGAAUAUCAAGGUAAAAAAAAUGAAAUAAAAUAUAUACUACCUGAUUAGCAUGUAUUUUUUUUUCCUUGUGUAUUAUGUUAUCAGUAGGGCUAGCUCUCAAGCUACAUUUGAUUUAGUGAUCUCACUUAAAAAAAAAAAAUUGGAAUGAAAUUGGCUGCUAAUUGUUUCCAGGGAGAGAAAUUCAAAGCAUAAAUUUCAGAAAGAAGACAGAAAAUAUAUCAUUAUAUGUAAUAUGACUCAUUCAGGCUUACUUUAAUCACAGAGGAACUUUUAAAAUAUUGAUUAUUUGAAAAUAUUUGAGUUUAAAGUGGUAAAAUUUGAAUCCAGAGUCAGGAAAUAAAUGUCUUUUUUUUUCUUUUUUUUUUUUUUUUUUUUUUAUAUUCUUGGAAAAUAUUAUUACCGUAAAAUAAGGUCAUAGACAGAUUCCUAACAUUUGCAUUAUGUGUUGAUAGAUCUAGAAUCUGUAAGACAGAUCCCCUCAAAUGUCCCUUUUCUGAUAUUAGGAGGCUGACUAACCUUUUUAUGGUGGCAUAUUCUGCAAAAGAAGUGACUUCAACUAGAGAAUGUCUGUAUGUAUGGUACUAGUAUUCUCUGUCCCUAUUAGUAAAGGGCCAAAGUCCCCGAUGCAAAAAGAUUAUAAGAAAUAGAGCUAGGGAAUUUAAGCCACUCACUGCUUAAAUGAAAUUAACCCUGGGUUUUGGCUAUUUUUUUUUUGUUUGUUUGUUUUUUUUUGUUUUGUUUUGUUUUGUUUGCAUGAAGAGGUUGCUUUCUGGAUAAUCUAGAAGUCUUUUAUACAAAAUAUACCCUAUCCACCUUAAAAUUGACUUCAUAUGUAGUGAAGACUUGAAAUUGC
Messenger RNA from Tyto alba (common barn owl), 2616 nucleotides. It is a transcript of the gene TAMM41, whose product is annotated as TAM41 mitochondrial translocator assembly and maintenance homolog. Gene Ontology annotation, molecular function: phosphatidate cytidylyltransferase activity. The transcript is spliced from 9 exons. NCBI's taxonomy places the organism in Eukaryota, Metazoa, Chordata, Aves, Strigiformes, Tytonidae. The coding region runs from base 106 to 1119 and encodes 337 amino acids. The record is from RefSeq and is a predicted model, not a curated record. Gene Ontology annotation, cellular component: mitochondrion. Gene Ontology annotation, biological process: CDP-diacylglycerol biosynthetic process; cardiolipin biosynthetic process.